CGAUCACCGAUAUCCGGAAUCAUGAGCAAGUACACCAUCGCCUUCAACGUCGCCAUCGUCUACUUGGUGGCCGUUGGCUUCUAUCUUCCCGGGAUGACCAAAGGUGAACUCCUGGGCGAUUGCUAUUCAGUCAAGGACUGCGAUAUCAAGAAGCUGAGUGGACACGGUGUCCACGGCGACUACUCCAAUGGGACGCAUGUUCUCUUCAACCAGACAGACUGUUAUUCCUUCAGGACCUACGUGGGCACUCCUACGGAUCAACAGAAGAUCAAAGUCUGUUCCAGAGUCAACGAAGGCGAGUGUGUGGGCUGCACUGCGCCGAUGGCGGACAACAGUUGCUACACGGCCACCUCGAUCUGGGUCGGCCUCUGUGUCGGUUGA
Jaminaea rosea is the source of this 381-nucleotide messenger RNA. RefSeq lists its product as hypothetical. NCBI's taxonomy places the organism in Eukaryota, Fungi, Basidiomycota, Exobasidiomycetes, Microstromatales. The transcript is spliced from 2 exons. The record is from RefSeq and is a predicted model, not a curated record. Bases 22 to 381 code for a protein of 119 amino acids.